UCUUUACAGACACCAGAGCUUCUGUACAAGUCACUUGCAGCAAAACUUGUCGUGGGCAUGCCAUUUAAGGAUCUGGCAACAGUUGACUCGAUCUUAUUGAGACAACUACCACCUGUUGACGACGAUGAUUCUCGUCUGGCUCUCAAAAGGUUGAUAGAUGUAAGUAUGGGUGUUAUAACGCCAUUGUCAGAGCAGCUUACGAAACCAUUACCAAAUGCCAUGGUUAUGGUAAAUUCAAAGGAAUUAUCAACUAGUGCAUACAAGCUUUUGCCAGAAGGUACACGCUUGGUUGUCUCGGUCCGUGGUGAUGAACCCUAUGAAGAUAUGGAUCUUCUCAAAGGCCUUGAUGUUACAAUGCUUUUUUAUGACCUGCCAUUCAGUGAAGAGAAAAUAAGCCGAGUGCAUGCAGCAAGGAGGCUUUAUGAGUAUCUGGGAGACAAUGAUCUAAACUUUCCUGUAAUACACCAUAUUCAGUUUCCAAGUGGAAUUCAUAGGUGGGCAUGCUCCAGGAUGGCAAGAUGUGCAGCCUCAUGAUCCUCAAGUUCAAGAUGCAGCCAACCAUGUUGUGAAGAGCCUUCAACAAAAGUCCAAUUCAUUGUUCCCUUAUGAGCUUCAAGAGAUUGUCCAUGCUAAGAUUUGAAAGGGGUUUUCUUGGUCUUCAUAGAUGCAUAUAAACACGGUGCAUUUUUAGUUGUUCUGGUGCUAUACUUGGGGAGUUCAGUUUGUUUUCCAAAUUAUCCUUUGUACUAUAAAUGAAAUUUUAAUCAUUCAUGCUCUUUUUUUCCUAAUGAAAUUACCUUCUACAAAUGUUUACCUUUUAAUAUGUUUUGGUGCAUUUUUGGGUUUGUACCUUAUACAUGUGUUAUAAAUCAACUUCACUUGACCCUAAAUCUAAUAUCAUAUUGUUCAAAUAAAGGAUGGUGCAUAGUUGGUGCUGGGAAGGCAGGUGGAGAGCUAGAUUUGAUCCCACAUCCCACCACUUCCUGAUAUUAAUCCUGAUUUCUCUCAAGUAUUAUGUACCAAUUCAUUAUCAAAGUACUAGGUCGAUCAUUUUACUUUUGGGUUUAGUGAACAUAUGCCACUUUGGCUUUUAGGUUUCAUGAUUUUGUGGAACAAUGACUAAUAUGAAUGCAUCUUGGUGGAUCCAUUUGAUGA
Messenger RNA from Rosa rugosa (rugosa rose), 1155 nucleotides. RefSeq names its product 4-hydroxy-3-methylbut-2-en-1-yl diphosphate synthase (ferredoxin), chloroplastic-like. The record is from RefSeq and is a predicted model, not a curated record. Gene Ontology annotation, cellular component: chloroplast. Gene Ontology annotation, molecular function: 4-hydroxy-3-methylbut-2-en-1-yl diphosphate synthase activity (ferredoxin). The transcript has 8 exons. Gene Ontology annotation, biological process: terpenoid biosynthetic process; isopentenyl diphosphate biosynthetic process, methylerythritol phosphate pathway. NCBI's taxonomy places the organism in Eukaryota, Viridiplantae, Streptophyta, Magnoliopsida, Rosales, Rosaceae. The coding region runs from base 58 to 534 and encodes 158 amino acids.